AUGUCUGACGAGAUGAUACAAGCACAGGGUCAAGUGUCUGAUCUCCAAGCAGAAGUAAAGAGGCUUAAGGAGAAAUGUGAAGACAUGGAGGGGCGCAUGCGGAGGGGAAAUAUCAGAGUGUCGGGGGUGAGUGAGGCGCAGGGCUCCAGUACACCAGAGGCGGUCUCCUCUCUCUUGAAAGAAGUAUUUCGACUUGACAGAGAGGUGCGUGUGGAGCGCUCUCAUCGCAUCGGACCGGUGAGUAAUGCUGGGGACAGACCACGCGUCAUCAUUGCCAGGCUCAACAGCGAGGGGGACGCCGAGGACAUCCUGAGGAGAGCGCGCAGCGGAGGUGGUCAGCUCCGGUACAGAGGCAGCCCUAUCACCGUCUUCCCCAACUACACAACCAACGUUGUCCAGGCGCGGGCAGCCUUCACUGAAGUCAGAAGGAUGCUCCGUGAUAAGCCGGGAGUCCGGUACGGAAUCCUCUUUCCUGCUAGGCUCCGGGUCACACACAACAACGUGGAGAAGGAGUUCGUAGAUGCAACUAAAGCCAUGGACUAUGUCAAGAAAAUCAUUCUUUUUCCCCGAGAGGACGGCGAACAGAGACUGAACUGA
This is a messenger RNA of Knipowitschia caucasica, 597 nucleotides long. NCBI's taxonomy places the organism in Eukaryota, Metazoa, Chordata, Actinopteri, Gobiiformes, Gobiidae. The record is from the annotation of a GenBank genome assembly.